Daucus carota subsp. sativus is the source of this 1940-nucleotide messenger RNA. RefSeq names its product leucine-rich repeat extensin-like protein 4. The transcript has a single exon. The coding region runs from base 171 to 1808 and encodes 545 amino acids. NCBI's taxonomy places the organism in Eukaryota, Viridiplantae, Streptophyta, Magnoliopsida, Apiales, Apiaceae. Gene Ontology annotation, molecular function: protein binding. The record is from RefSeq and is a predicted model, not a curated record.
CUAACUUGUGUAAGCAACUGUAUAACUGAAUCUUUGCAUGACUUUUCACUAGUUUCACUGUCCUCAGCCUCAGCCUCACUCUUCAGCUCACUCUUCUACCUUGUACAAGCUCUCCAAAGCUUCCAACACGAAUUACACACACAUAUGUGCAGGUACUAGAUCAGUGUGUGAUGAAGGGAAAGACUCAGCACUGUCAUAAUCUUCCACCCUUGAAUUUCUAUUUCAGAUAUAGUUUGUUUCUCAUUUUAGUCGUCGUAAAUGUCUCAGCAACCAGGUUAAGUAACCAUGACAACGUUGGAGCUGAGUACAUUCCCCACAGACGACUAUUGCACAGCACUGAACAUUAUCCUUUAAUCAUUGAUCCUACUCUUGAGUUUGAAAAUCCAAGAAUUAAAAAUGCCUACAUUGCCUUGCAAGCUUGGAAGAAUGUCAUUCUUUCGGAUCCGUUUAACACAACUGCCAACUGGGUCGGGGCUUCUGUGUGCAACUACACCGGUGUCUUCUGUCAGCCCGCAUUGGAUGAUCCCAAAGAAAACACUGUAGCUGGCGUCGAUCUCAACCAUGCAGACAUAGCAGGUCACCUCCCUGGUGAACUUGGCUUUUUAUAUGACAUUGCCUUGUUUCAUGUCAACUCGAAUCGAUUUUGUGGUAACAUUCCUCAAACAUUUCUGAACAUGUACUUGUUGUUUGAGAUAGAUCUAAGCAACAAUCAUUUUGCUGGCAAGUUCCCCUCUGUUCUACUCAAACUCCCACAGCUCAACUACUUGGAUGUCCGAUACAAUGAAUUUGAAGGUGAGCUCCCGGAUGAGCUAUUCGAGAAGAAACUUGAUGCUGUGUUUGUGAACAACAAUCGGUUUGCCUCAGAAUUACCAAAAAACAUUGGCAGCUCAACAGUGUCUGUCCUUGUUCUAGCCAAUAACAACUUCCAUGGAUGCUUUCCUGCCAGUUUGACUAACAUGUCAGCUACUCUGCAGGAGCUUAUACUCCAAAACAACAAUCUACAAUCAUGUUUGCCAAUGGAUAUCGGAAACCUGAAAAAUUUGACAGUGUUUGAUGUGAGUCAUAACAAGAUAGAGGGUGCACUCCCUGAUAGUAUCACUAAUAUGGUGAACUUGGAGGAACUCAAUGUGGCUCAUAAUGUGUUUUCAGGGAGUAUCCCGAAAUCGAUUUGUGCACUUCCUCACUUGGUGAGUUUCACAUAUGAGUACAAUUACUUGACAGGAGAUCCCCCACAAUGUCUGAAUCUGCACGAAGAUAGGAAGAAUUGUUUGCGCAAUAGGCCAAACCAGAGGACUACAUCACAAUGUAGUUUAGUUUUGUCCAGGCCUACAAAUUGCAGCAAAUUUGGAUGUGCUCCACCACAUGCUCCUUACCUUCCUCCACCACCAAAACCAUCUCCGCCUCCACCUUCACCUCCCCCAUGCCCAUGUAGCCAUGACACUCCCUCACCGCCCCCACCACCUAAAGAAUUAUCUCCCCCACCUCUGCCUUCACCUCCACAAAAAUCUCCUACUCCAGUCCCUUCUUCACCCCCACCCCCCAAGUCAUCACCUCCACCUCCGCAACAAAAGUCAUCACCUCCACCUCCACCGCCACAUGCUGAUAUCCACCUACCUGCACCGGCCCCAUCAAAGGGCAAGCAACCACCACCUCCCUUACCAUGUUCUCACCCACAUCCGCCUCCACCUCCAACGCCUCCAAAGCCUCCACCAUGCUCACAGCAACAGCCACCACCACCAGAUACCUCAGCUUUAGCUGCCUCAACUUCACAUCUUACAGAAUCUUUUCGGCCUCCACCAUCCAUAUAAUCACAUAACUCCCCCUUCCUUGCCAGAACAAAACCUCCAUCCAGUCAAUACAUUGCAAUGUGCCAUGAUCGAUAAACCCACACAAUGACUAGAGGCAGGCUAGCUUCUCUAUGCACUGUCAAGAGAAUCAAA